This is a messenger RNA of Dichomitus squalens LYAD-421 SS1, 294 nucleotides long. RefSeq lists its product as uncharacterized. The transcript has 3 exons. The record is from RefSeq and is a predicted model, not a curated record. Lineage: Eukaryota; Fungi; Basidiomycota; Agaricomycetes; Polyporales; Polyporaceae. Bases 1 to 294 code for a protein of 97 amino acids.
AUGUCUGCCUCUGACUUUCAAUCAUCGCUGUGCUCGUCUUCUACCCUUCACUCAGACCAACCAGUCACUUCUCCUGUCAUUAAUGUCCAGUUGUCUACUACUGUUUAUCCCGCAUUUUUGUCUCGUCCUUUGCUUGCUCCGCCUGAUGAAGAAGAACUUGAGGCCCGUGCCAGCCUGUUCUACAAACCACCAAAUGAUGAUGACUAUCAUGCGGCGCUUCUACUUGCUAAGUCGACCGAGGCCAAGAAGAUUUCCUUCACGCAGGGUGUCGGAGAUGGUCAAGCCCGCAGCUAA